CGACGAGCUUCACUUCGCUCUAGUGAUACCAUUAUCCCCAUCAUCCAACUCAACAGCCAUCAUCUUGCUGUCCUCUAGGUACUUAAACAGUUGAAUACCUUCGGGGAAGCCCACCCCCAAGCGGCCGCCAUGGGGGACGAUAGCGAGUGGAUGAAGCUUCCCAUCGAUCAGAAAUGUGAACACAAGGUGUGGAAAGCUCGUCUGUCUGGCUAUGAAGAAGCUCUGAAGUUGUUCCAGAGGAUCACUGAUGAGAAGAGUCCAGAAUGGGGCAAGUACCUGGGACUGAUGAAGAGGUUCGUCACCGACUCCAACGUCGUGGCUCAGCUCAAAGGCCUCGAGGCGGCCACGGUGUUCAUCCAGAACGCCCAUGUCGCUGGCAAGACGGCGGGCGAGGUGGUGUCGGGCGUGGUGACCAAAGUGUUCAACCAGCCGAAGGCCCGCGCCAAGGAGCUGGGCUCGGACAUCUGUCUGAUGUACAUGGAGAUCGAGAAGGCGGAGGUGGUUCAAGAAGAGCUGCUCAAAGGCCUGGACAACAAGAACCCCAAGAUAGUGGUGGCCUGCAUCGAGACGCUCAGGAAGGCUCUCAGUGAGUUUGGGUCUAAGAUCGUUACCUUGAAGCCCUUGGUGAAGGUUUUGUCCAAGCAGUUUGAGUCCAGAGAGAAGGCGGUGAGGGACGAAGUCAAGCUGCUCGCUGUGGAGAUCUUCAAGUGGAUCAGAGAUGCUCUGAGACCACCGCUGCAAAAUAUCAACUCCGUACAGCUGAAGGAGCUGGAGGAGGAGUGGGUGAAGCUGCCGUCCUCGCCGCCCAAACAGACCCGGUUCCUGCGCUCGCAGCAGGACCUGAAGGCCAAGUUUGAUCAGCACCAAGCCCAGGGAGAAGAGUCUGACGGAGAGGAUGAGGAAGAAACGGUGGCGGCGGUGGAUCCUUAUGAACUGCUGGAAGCCGUGGAAAUCCUGUCCAAGAUCCCCAAAGACUUCUAUGACAAAAUAGAAGCUAAAAAGUGGCAGGAGAGGAAAGAGGCUCUGGAGGCUGUAGAGACUCUAACGAAGAACCUCAAGCUGGAGAACGGAGACUACGGAGACCUCGUCAGAGCUCUGAAGAAGGUCGUGGGGAAAGAUGCCAACGUGAUGCUGGUGACGGCCGCCGCUAAAUGUCUCGCGGCGCUGGCCUCCGGUCUCCGGAAGAAGUUUGGAACGUACGCAGGACAAGUGGUUCCAACUAUUCUGGAGAAGUUCAAGGAAAAGAAGCCUCAGGUGGUCCAGGCCUUGCAGGAGGCCAUUGAUGCCAUCUACCUUACUACCACUCUUCAGAACAUGUCUGAGGACAUCCUGGGCGUGAUGGACAAUAAGAACCCCUCCAUCAAGCAGCAGGCCUCCCUGUUCCUGGCCCGCUCCUUCAGACACUGCACACAGGCCACGCUGCCCAAGAGCGUCCUCAAGCCGCUGUGCGCUGCUCUCAUCAAGCAAGUGAACGACUCGGCCCCGGAGGUGAGGGACGCCGCCUUCGAAGCGUUGGGCACGGCCUUGAAGAUGAUGGGGGAGAAAGCCGUGAACCCUUUCCUGUCCGAUUUGGAUAAAAUCAAACUGGAUAAGAUAAAGGAGUCUGCUGAUAAAGUAGAGCUCCUUGGAGGGAAGAAGGGUGCAGGAGGAGGAGGAGGGGCGGAAAAGAAGGCUCCAGCUAAAGCUCCUCCCCCUGCUGAAGCGCCACCUAAAUCCUCUGCCCCACCCAAGAAGACCCCGGCUGCCAGCAAGUCGUCGGCCGGCCCAUCCAAGAAGAGCAAACCGGCCUCCGUCGCUGGAGGGAAAGCCAAGAAGAGCCCUGAGAAUAAAGAAUUCACUGAGAAUGAGCUAUCGAUUGAAGUGUGUGAGGAGCGGGUUGCAGGUGUACUUCCUGCUUCCUGUGUGCAGCAGCUGGACUCGACCAGCUGGAAGGAGAGGCUGGCCAGCAUGGAGGAGUUCCAGAGGGCGGUGGAGACCAUGGAUACGGUGGAGAUGCCCUGCCAGGCCUUAGUCCGGAUGCUGGCCAGGAAACCAGGCUGGAAGGAGACCAACUUCCAGGUGAUGCAGAUGAAGCUGCACGUUGUGGCGCUCAUCGCUCAGAGAGGACAGUUUUCAAAGAUGUCGGCCUCCGUGGUUUUGGAUGGCUUGGUGGACAAGAUUGGAGACGUCAAAUGUGGCGGGAACGCCAAAGCGGGACUGACCGCUAUCGGCGAGGCUUGCUCUCUGCCGUGGACCGCGGACCAGGUCGUCUCGAUGGCGUUUGCACAGAAGAACCCCAAAAACCAGGCAGAAACUCUCAACUGGCUGGCUAAUGCCAUGAAGGAGUUUGGCUUUGCUGGGAUCAAUGUGAAGGGCUUCAUCAAUAACGUGAAGACGGCCCUCGGGGCGACGAACCCCGCCGUGCGGACGGCCGCCAUCGUCCUGCUGGGGGUCAUGUUCCUCUACAUGGGAGCUCGCCUUCGCAUGUUCUUUGAAGACGAGAAGCCGGCUCUCCUCGCACAGAUAGACGCCGAGAUUCAGAAGAUGCAAGGCCAGUCCCCACCAGCACCGAUCAAAUUCACCAAGAAGUCGGCAGCCGAAGAAGAGGGUGAUGAUGGAGAGGAACAGGAAGAAGAUGGAGAUGGAGGAGGAGGAGCAGGAGGAGGAGGAGGAGCACAGGCCGUUAUGGACCUACUGCCCAGAACAGAUAUCAGUGACAAGAUCACCGGUGAUCUGCUGUCCAAAAUUGGGGAUAAGAACUGGAAGAUCAGGAAGGAGGGUCUGGAGGAGACUGCGGCCGUCGUCUCGGAGGCCAAGUUCAUCACGGCCAACAUGGGCGACCUGCCGCUGGCCCUGAAGGCGCGACUCGGAGACUCCAACAAGAUCCUGGUCCAGCAGACUCUCGCUAUUCUGCAGCAGCUGUCUAUAGCCAUGGGACCUGGACUCAAGCAGCACGUUAAAGCCCUGGGAUUCGCCAUCAUCACCGUACUGGGAGACAGCAAGUCCAAUGUGAGGGCGGCUGCAAUGACCACCCUGCAGGCCUGGGUGGAGCAGACAGGGAUGAAGGACUGGCUGGAGGGAGAAGAUCUGUCAGAGGAGCUCAGAAAGGAGAAUCCCUUCCUCCGACAGGAGGUGCUCGGCUGGUUGGCGGAGAAGCUGCCCCCCCUGAGAACGGUACCCGGGGACCUGAUGCUGUGCGUCCCUCACCUCUACUCCUGUCUGGAGGACAGAAACGGGGACGUGAGGAAGAAGGCUCAGGACGCCCUGCCCACCUUCAUGAUGCACCUGGGCUACGACAAAAUGGACAAGGCCGCCGGGAAACUCAAAACCGCCUCCAAAGAUCAGGUGCUCGGCAUGCUGGAGAAAGCCAGAGCUUUGGUGCCGGCUAAACCGGCUGCUCCUGCCAAAGCUGGAGGGGGGAGGGGCUCCGCAGAGCCCAGCAGAGCUGCUUCAACCUCCAGGCAGCCGGCCGCUGAGGACGGUGUGGACGGGAAACCUGAAGGCAAGAAGGUCGUCCGAGGAGGAGGAGGAGUAGGAGGAGGAGGAGGAGCGGCAGCUUCAGGGAAGAAGCCUCCCUCCCCUCCAGAGGGGCCUGUCCCUCCUCCCCCCUCCAAGGAGAAGGACAGUGAUGCUCGUAAAAAGCCCCCCGGCAAAGGGAAGGCUGCUGCUAGCGGUCAGCAGGGUGCAGCCGGCAAGAAGCCUGCCGCCAAAAACCAGAAGGAUGAUGAAGAUAAGACCGGGCCGAUCUUCGUCCUCAUCCCCAACGCUAAGGAGCAGAGGAUCAAGGAGGAGAAACAACUAAAGGUUUUAAAAUGGAACUUCACGACUCCCCGAGAUGAAUACGUGGAGCAGCUGAAAAUGCAGAUGUCCACCUGCUUCGCCAAAUGGCUCCAGGACGAGCUUUUCCACAUAGACUUCCAGAGACACGUCAAGUCCAUCGGCAUCAUGAUUGAGAGGUUGGAAAGUGAAAGCGAAGCCACCAUCAGCUGUCUGGACCUGAUCCUGAAGUGGUUUACCCUGCGCUUCUUUGACACCAACACCACCGUCCUGAUGAAGGUGCUGGAGUAUCUGAAGCUGAUGUUCGCCAUGCUGAACAGAGAGGACUACCACCUGACGGAGAACGAGGCCAACUCCUUCAUCCCCUACCUCAUCCUCAAGGUGGGAGAGUCAAAGGAUGUGGUUCGCAAAGAUGUCCGGGCCAUAUUAGCCAUGCUGUGUAAGGUUUACCCGGCAUCCAAGGUCUUCCCUUUCCUCAUGGAUGGAACCAAGUCCAAGAACUCCAAACAGAGAGCUGAAUGCCUGGAGGAGUUGGGUUGUUUGAUAGAAGGCUAUGGGAUGAACGUCUGCCAGCCAACACAAGGCAAGUCUCUGAAGGAGAUCGCCGUGCACAUCGGAGACAGAGACACGUCCGUUCGCAACGCCGCCCUGAACACCGUGGUGGCCGUCUACAAUGUCUGCGGGGAGCAGGUCUACAAACUAAUAGGAAAUUUAUCGGAGAAAGACAUGAGCAUGCUGGAGGAGAGAAUCAAGCGUUCGGCCAAGAAGACGGCGGCGGCUCCCGCCAAGCCGAGUGCGACGGAGAGGUCUCAGAGGGAGCACCCCACUAACCCCAACGCCACCAUCGUCCGCAAGCCGGCACAAGAAGACCCCAACAAACUCAAAAUAAUGUAUCGCACGUAUAGGAUCCAAGCCCGUCAGAACGCCCAGCACAGUGAGCCCUCCUACCCCUCCAUCCCCAAGGAGUUCCAGUUGGACCUGGACAUGAUCGAGAAGGACCAGGGGAGAGCGUGCGAGCUGCCGGACCUCGUCCAACACAAGCUGGAUGAGCUGCUGGAGCCCAUCAUGAUCCCUGAACCCAAGAUGCGUUCAGUCUCUCCACAUUUUGAUGACCUCCACAACAGCACCUCCUCCACCAUCAACUUUGUCAUCUCUCAGGUGGCGAGCGGUGACAUUAACAACAGCAUACAGGCACUGGCACAGAUCGACGAGGUGUUGCGGCAGGAGGACAAAGCCGAAGUCAUGUCGGGACACAUCGAUCAGUUCCUGAUCGCCACCUUCAUGCAGCUGCGGCUCAUCUACAGCACGCACAUGGCCGAUGAGCGGCUGGACAAGAGGGACAUCAUCAAGCUGUACAGCUGCAUCAUCGGGAACAUGCUCUCUUUGUUCUCCAUGGAGUCCCUGGCCCGAGAGGCCUCUAUGGGUGUGUUGAAGGACCUGAUGCACGGUGUGAUAAUACUGAUGCUGGAUGACCGGAUGGAGGACAUAGAAGACGGACGGCAGGUCAUCAGAUCAGUCAACAUGCUGGUGACCAGAGUUCUGGAGAAGUCUGACCAGACCAACAUGAUCAGCGCUCUGCUGGUGUUGCUGCAGGACAGUUUGCUCACGACGGCCCCCCCAAUGUCCUCUGAGCUGAUCAUGAAGUGCCUGUGGAGGAUGAUCCGCUUCCUCCCGGAGACGAUCGACAGCAUCAACCUGGACCGGAUCUUACUGGACGUCCACAACUUCAUGAAGAUUUUCCCCAAAGAGAAACUGAAGCAGCUGAAGAGUGACGUCCCCCACCGGACCCUCAAGACUCUGCUGCACACACUCUGCAAGCUCACGGGGGCCAAGAUCCUGGACCACCUGUCGAUGAUAGAGAAUCGUAAUGAGUCCGAGUUGGAGGCCCAUCUGAGGCGGGCGGUCAAAUACUCCGGAAACCUCUCGGGACUCAAGAGUGACCGUGGCAACGAGAAGGGCGGUCUGCGCACGGAGGAUCAGAUGUCCAAGGCCAAGGUCAGCGACAUCCUGUCUGAGAUCUUCAAGAAGAUCGGCUCCAAGGAGAACACCAAAGAGGGUCUGACGGAGUUGUACGAGUUCAAACAGAAGUACUCGGACGCCGACCUGGAGCCCUUCCUCAAAAGCACGUCCCAGUUCUUCCAGAGCUACGUGGAGCGAGGCCUUCGCAUCAUCGAGUCGGAGCGGGAGGGCAAGGCCCGCAUCCAGACCUCAGCAGUGAUCCCUCAGCACGACGUGGACUUCAAUCUGAGCAGCAACAACGAGGAGCUGAAACCAGCCGUUUACUACGAGAGACUCAAGAUCCUCAGGCAGAGACAAGGCCUGGAGAACAACUCCAAGAGCAUGGAGGGCGAGGACGAGCCUCAGCAGCGCGCGCCCAUCUCCUCGCUGCUGUCCUCCAAGCCGCCGGUGGCCUCGUCCACCGACAUGCUCCACAGCAAGCUGUCCCAGCUCAAGGAGUCCCGGGAGCUGUACCAGCAGGAGCACAACGCCACGCAGCCCUACCCCCCCGCGCAGGCACACACGCGCUCGGCCUCGCCGGCGGCCAACCUGGACGACCUGAAGAAACGUCUGGAGAGGAUCAAGAGCAACCGGCAGUGAGCGAGGAAGAGCCACGCCGCCUCUUCAUCUCGCGGAACAUCCAUUCUGUGUUCAUGUUCUGGUGGAUAGGGGGGGGAGCAAACCCGGCGCCACUCAUUGGGCCUGUAAAUUAUUCGACUAACCCUAAUCUGAUCUGUAUGAUGUAGUGAGGACAUUGAGACGGAGACGCUCAGCGUGGAGACGUCGCUGUGUGCCGCUCGACUUCCUGUCCAGGAUGUCGUCGUCGAGUCGGUCUGAACAUUUCCCAUCCAUCAACCCGACUGUCCACGCCCCCCUGCCCCCCCGCCCGGCUGUCUCCUUCUUGCCUUCGGCCCCUUUUCUCUCUCUCGUGUCCUUUUUAUUCAUGACAUGUAAACUUCCCCCGCUCUCUGUACCUGUUUAACGGUCUAACCGCAUUAUCUGCUCUAAAGUGCUUCUUCCCGUUUCACCGUGACGUCACCGCGGCUGGAGAUUGCUUCGCCAGAGCUUGUAGCGUUCUAAAUGCAACACGUGACCGCCCCCUUGUGGCUCACCACUGUUAUAGCAUCUGUUUGUGACCCGCAGCACGAGGGAGCGUCUGAUUGGUCUGCAGAAAGCUCUCAUGCUCUGUCCAUCAGCAAAGGGAAAGCUUCAUUCUAACUCCGUUGUCAGAGCGGUUUGUGGAUGAGUCUUGCUCGGCAUCAUGACUUUGUUGAUCCUGAGUUGUGGUUUUGGGCCGCCGUUGUUCUCCGAUUUCUUUUAUUUAAAAUGAUCCCAGCCAAUCUGUUAAAUUAUCAUCUUGUAGUGCUUUGGGAGCGUUUAAAGCUGCAGACUUGGCGGUUCACAACGACUUCUUUUAUCCAGGAGAGCCACUGCUGCUUUUCAGCAAAUGGGGAUCGAUGACCUGCCCCCCUCCCCCCCCCCCCCCCCAAGAGAACCAGCCAAGCAGAGCUGUAACUACUGGACUUCCUGUUCUCCACUCAUGUCCCGUCAUCUCUGUCUGUCUGUUUUCUGUAAAUAAAGUUCCCAUUAACAAACCUGCUGUGUAAUUAAAUAGUUUUUUAUAAUGGUCUUGUCCGUUAUCUGAAGGAAGGAAAAAAAAUAGUUUUGUUUGUUUGUGUGUUUUUAAUUUGAAUGUCAGUUCUGGUUUUACAUUGUUGCUUUCCUUGUAUAAUCCAUCGUGGAAAAUCACAAUAAAGUCUUAAUUCUUU
Pseudoliparis swirei is the source of this 7523-nucleotide messenger RNA. It is a transcript of the gene ckap5, whose product is annotated as cytoskeleton associated protein 5. The transcript has 45 exons. Gene Ontology annotation, molecular function: microtubule plus end polymerase activity; microtubule plus-end binding. The record is from RefSeq and is a predicted model, not a curated record. Lineage: Eukaryota; Metazoa; Chordata; Actinopteri; Perciformes; Liparidae. The coding region runs from base 130 to 6354 and encodes 2074 amino acids. Gene Ontology annotation, cellular component: microtubule plus-end; centrosome; spindle pole. Gene Ontology annotation, biological process: establishment or maintenance of microtubule cytoskeleton polarity; mitotic spindle organization; microtubule polymerization.